Messenger RNA from Trichoderma virens Gv29-8, 798 nucleotides. RefSeq lists its product as uncharacterized. The record is from RefSeq and is a predicted model, not a curated record. The transcript has 2 exons. Gene Ontology annotation, molecular function: AMP kinase activity; ATP binding. Gene Ontology annotation, biological process: nucleobase-containing compound metabolic process. Lineage: Eukaryota; Fungi; Ascomycota; Sordariomycetes; Hypocreales; Hypocreaceae. Bases 1 to 798 code for a protein of 265 amino acids. Gene Ontology annotation, cellular component: cytoplasm; mitochondrion.
AUGCAACUCAAGAGAGCGGCGCGAGUAAUUCUAGUUGGUGCGCCGGGCGUGGGCAAGGGAACCCAGAGCGAUAGGCUGUUGAAGCGCUUCCCCCAACUCAAGGCCAUCAGCACCGGCGACCUCCUCCGUCACAAUGUCAAGAACAGGACACCUCUUGGCAUAAUGGCUGAAAAUACCAUCAAGGCAGGAGGCCUGGUGGCCGACGAUCUGAUGCUUCGUCUCAUCUCAGGAGAGCUUCGAUCCCGAGGCUGGCUGCGACCUCCCGUCAUGACGCUCUCAGCUGAAGCAACCUCAACCGAGGGCUCCUUUCACUCCAGUGCCUCCAUGGAUGCUUUCAACUCACUGCCUUUCCAACUCGACGACCACGCCGUUCCCCAGGCUUCAGAGGAUCCUUCUGCUUCUUUCAUGCUGGACGGCUACCCCCGGACUGUCUCCCAGGCCAUCACCCUCGACAAGAUUGUGCCCAUGAACUUGGUCGUCUCCAUUCAGACUCCCUUUUCUGUUAUCCUCGAGCGCAUCGCCGGCCGAUGGGUGCACGAGCCCUCCGGCCGCGUGUACAACACAAGCUUCAACCGGCCUCGCGUCCCCGGCCGCGACGACGUCACCGGCGAGCCCCUCGUCCAGCGCCCGGACGACAACGAGGAGACGUACCGUGCGCGCUUCCAAAAAUUCCAGGAGAACAGCGAGCCCAUCCUCAACCACUAUGCCAAGAAGGGUGUCUUGCUCGAAGUCGAAGGCAUGAGCAGCGAUGAGAUCACCCCUAAGCUGUACAAGGCCUUUGAGAAGCGUUUUGCUUAG